This is a messenger RNA of Fimicolochytrium jonesii, 2006 nucleotides long. RefSeq names its product P-loop containing nucleoside triphosphate hydrolase protein. The transcript is spliced from 5 exons. Gene Ontology annotation, cellular component: mitochondrial degradosome. Gene Ontology annotation, biological process: RNA catabolic process; mitochondrial RNA 3'-end processing. Bases 1 to 1860 code for a protein of 619 amino acids. The record is from RefSeq and is a predicted model, not a curated record. Gene Ontology annotation, molecular function: RNA helicase activity; hydrolase activity, acting on acid anhydrides; ATP binding. NCBI's taxonomy places the organism in Eukaryota, Fungi, Chytridiomycota, Chytridiomycetes, Spizellomycetales, Powellomycetaceae.
AUGGAACGCAUCCUCCUCCCCGCCUUCUACCGCUUCAUCACCGCCGCCUUUCCCUCCCGCACCGAAAAGCUCGCCUCCCUCAUCUCCUUCAGCGACCUCACCUCCCCCGCCGACUGGUACGAAGAAACGCGCAAAACCAAACGUCGCUUCAUCCUCCACGUCGGGCCCACCAACUCCGGCAAGACCUACGCGGCCCUCAAACGGUUCGAAGAGGUCGAGUCCGCCAUCUACUGCGGCCCGCUGCGGUUGUUGGCGCAUGAGGUGUAUGAACGCAUGAAUGCGAAGGGGAUACCGUGUAAUUUACUCACGGGCGAGGAGAGGAGGGAGAGCGAUGGUGUGCACAAGACGGCGGCGACGGUGGAGAUGGCGCCGGUGGGGAGACGGUUUCAGGUGGCGGUGUUGGAUGAGAUACAGAUGAUUGGGGAUCCGUCCAGGGGGUGGGCUUGGACGCAGGCGGUUUUAGGGAUACAGGCGGACGAGGUACACCUGUGCGGUGAGCCGACAGCGGUUCCCCUCAUCAUGGCGAUGACCGAAGACACCGGCGACAUCGUUGAGGUCAAAGAAUACGAGCGCCUAACCCCCUUAAAAGUCUCCGCCCACAGCCUCAACAGCGACCUAACCUCCCUCCGCCGCGGCGACUGCAUCGCCACCUUCAGCCGCCAAAACAUCUUCGCCCUCAAACGCCAAAUCGAGCAAAAAACCGCCCUCAAAGCCGCCGUCAUCUACGGCUCGCUCCCCCCGGAAACGCGCACCGAGCAAGCCCGCCAAUUCAACGACCCCAACGGCCCUUACGACGUCCUCGUCGCCUCCGACGCGAUUGGGAUGGGAUUGAAUUUGAAUAUUGGACGAAUGAUCUUUGAACGGAUGGAGAAGUGGAAUGGACAGAGUGUGGAGCAGUUGAGCGUGAGUCAGACGAAACAGAUUGCUGGGAGAGCGGGGCGGUUUCAGACGCAGUGGGAGAAUGGGGAGUGUUGUACGUUUGAUGAGUAUGAUAUGCCCGCGUUGAGGGAGGCGAUGAGGAUGCCGACGCCGGGGGUUACGGCCGCGGGACUCCUACCAACCCUAGAACAACUCGAACUGUUCCACCGCCUCCUCCCCGAGGAAACACUCACCGCCCUCCUCGACCGCUUCCAAGACCUCGCCUCCCUCCACGGCCGCUACUUCCUCUGCAACCUCACCUCCGUCCAAAAAAUCGCCACCCUAAUCGAACCGGUCCCCCUGCCCCUCCGCGAACGGUACGUCUUCACCCUCGCCCCCUGCAACGCCGACGAGCCCGUUCUGGGUGUUGCCAUGCUGGCGUUUGCGAAGGCUCAUGCGGCAGGCGAGGAGUGUGGGUUGGAGGAGUUUGUGAAGCUGGGCACGCUGCCGCCGGGGGAUGUGGAGGAGUUGAGGGACCUGGAAGGCGUGCAUCGGUUGAUUGUGCUUUAUAUGUGGUUGGGGUACGUUGAUAUCUGUCCGUUUUUUCAUUUUCGGUUUACCCCCCCACUUCUGAUGCUGAUGCCUUUUGGAAUGGGGAUUUUUUCUUUUGAAAGUCUGAGAUUCCCGGAAACUUUCAUCGACACAGACCUCGCGCACCACCUCAAAAAGGAAUGCGAGGCGUUCAUCAACGAAGGGCUUGCGCAUCUCAAGUUUGAACGGAAGAAGAAGGUUAAGGGGGCUGCGAAGGUUGCGCGGCGGUUGGCGUUGGCAGAGUCCGAGUCCGAGUCCUCAACGUCAACCACAGAGGCGGGGACCGCAGGGGAGAGUGCGGUGGGUGAGGGUACGCAGCCGCGGGGAGAUGCAGAGCAGGUGGUGGCGGAACAUGAUAUGCCGCCUGUGAAGGUGACGAAACCGCGUUUAGCUGCUUCUGAGCGGUAUUAGAGAUGUAUAUUCGUUCUUUGCGCCGUUUCACUGUAUAAACGUAACGGUGUAUGUACUGUACGUAGCAACCCCUCGCAUGUAGAUUUUGUGGUAUAUAAUUUAUAGGUUUAGACUUUCCCCUUCUUAGUUAGUUUUUCUAUCGAUGG